Messenger RNA from Sus scrofa (pig), 2023 nucleotides. The record is from RefSeq and is a predicted model, not a curated record. Lineage: Eukaryota; Metazoa; Chordata; Mammalia; Artiodactyla; Suidae.
UCCCCUUGUGAGGGCGGAAGGACUCCAGGCCGAGAAGGACAGCUUCGAGACCUGUCGCCUUCAGUCACUUCCGGGGCGGAGCGGAAGUUGCUUUGUUUUGCUUCAAGAUGGCUGCGGGGAUGUAUUUGGAACAUUAUCUGGACAGUAUUGAAAACCUGCCCUUUGAACUGCAGAGAAACUUCCAGCUCAUGAGGGACCUGGACCAAAGAACAGAGGACCUGAAGGCUGAAAUUGACAAGUUGGCCACAGAGUAUAUGAGUAGCGCCCGCAGCCUGAGCUCCGAGGAAAAACUGGCCCUUCUCAAACAGAUCCAGGAGGCCUAUGGCAAGUGCAAGGAAUUUGGUGACGACAAGGUGCAGCUUGCCAUGCAGACCUAUGAAAUGGUGGACAAACACAUUCGUCGUCUGGACACAGACCUGGCCCGUUUUGAGGCUGAUCUGAAAGAGAAACAGAUUGAGUCAAGUGACUACGACAGCUCUUCCAGCAAAGGCAAAAAGAAAGGCCGGACCCAAAAGGAGAAGAAAGCUGCCCGUGCUCGUUCCAAAGGGAAAAACUCUGACGAAGAAGCCCCCAAGGCUGCCCAGAAGAAGUUAAAACUCGUGCGCACAAGUCCUGAGUAUGGGAUGCCCUCAGUGACCUUUGGCAGUGUCCACCCCUCUGAUGUGUUGGAUAUGCCUGUGGAUCCCAACGAACCCACCUAUUGCCUUUGUCACCAGGUCUCCUAUGGAGAGAUGAUUGGCUGUGACAACCCUGAUGUAAGAACCCUUUUGGCCUCAGGAUGGGAGGUUCUGGGGACACGAGGGAGUUGGAUACAAGAGUGGGGGGGGUCUUGGUUGAAAGUGGGCUGCAGGGUAGGAGGAAGGUGGUUGGAGAUGGUUGGCCUUGGAACCUUCAAGAAUUCUCCCAAGGGACAGAAUAAGGGAAUAUCCCUAAGGAAUUGGGGGUGGGGGGGCUCUUUUCUUUCCUUUGCCUCCCCCCCUCCCCGUCCCACUUCUGCUUCUUCCAUCCUCUUCCUUUUCCAGUGUUCCAUUGAGUGGUUCCACUUUGCCUGUGUUGGGCUGACUACCAAGCCUCGGGGGAAGUGGUUUUGUCCACGCUGCUCCCAAGAACGGAAGAAGAAAUAGACGAGGGCCUUGGAUUCCAACAGUUUCUUCCACAUCCCCUGACCUGGGCUAAUGGGGAGAGGGAUGCCUGGCUGGGGCCGGGGGUCAGGGAGAAGUGGAUGGAGCAGUGUCGUCAUCCCUCCUCCUCCCCUCCCCACUCCUGGUGCUGAGGCUGCACCCAGACCCUGGCAGGGAGGGGUGCCGCAGCCAGUAACGGUAUGUGCUCUCAUUCAGCCCACCCCCUUCGGAGAGAAGUGGUCUCGCCCACUGUCCUUUUGCCUCCAUGCUGAGGUUGGUGCUGUAUUUUCGAGGGAUGGUCCUCUUCACUCCCCUUGUUUGUAUUUAAGGACUGGGGCGGUAGCAUGGGGCCCGCCCCCCAGCCUGCUGGUUUCCUCCCCUUGUGGGGGGUUUGGGCCAUGACGUGAAAAACUUUCUUCACUCUCUUCCUGCCUUUUCUAGCUGGGGCUCCCCCACAUCAUCUGGGCCGGACCCUAGCUGAAGGGGCACCCUUCCUCUGUGCCAAGAGGGUUGAUCCUGGCCUUGUGAGUGGGCGGGGCAGGGCGGCGUGCAGGCAUCGCGCAUGUAAAGGAAUGGGCAGGUGAAUAAAAGCUAUACGUGUUGGCCUGCUGUGUUUAUUGUAGAGAUACUAUUUUAGCACCCGUGCUGAGCAUAUUUUUGCAUCCUCUGAGUUGGCUAAAAGGCGGGAGGAUGACAUGCCAGAAGUAGGACAAGACAUGGGACCAGAAGUGAUACCUCUGCCCCAGAAUCCACAACUUCUCAACUUGGAAAGCACAGAGCUGGCUGGGGACUGUGCCUCAGACCAGGGGUCUCCAAAAAUGUUUAAGAUUGUGCAUCUUUUCUCCAUAAAAUAUCUUUCACUUAAUUUCUAAUAAAUGUGUACUUGUGUUUUAUACAUGAAC